ACUCAGAUUACUUGUGUAGCAGACACCUAACAAUGGCUCUCCCUCUGUGCUGUUUUCUACUGCUGAUCCUUCACUCUGCUCUGUCCCAAGAAAUCUCCGUUGCUGCACAAAUCAAGUGUGCGGAGUUAAUUGCCAAUAUAAGCUACAGCUGCGAUGGCCUGGGACUGAGCAAUAUUCCCAACACAAUCCCUCCUUCUACAGAAGUUCUGGACUUCAGCUUCAACUCGCUCUUUGCUCUUUAUCGUACGACCUUCAUGCAGCUAAAACGCAUUUCACAUCUAGAUCUGACAAGAUGCAACAUUAACAUGAUAUAUGAAGACGUGUUCCAGAUCAACAUUCAUCUAAACACCCUCAUACUGAUCGGAAACCCCAUACUAUACAUUGCAGAGAACAUAUUUGAUGGCCCAUUGGCCUUAAAGCAUCUCUUCUUACAACAAACCUCUCUAUCAAAUGUGUCUUUUAUCCCGUUGGAAAACCUGCAGCACCUGGAGACCCUCAGCUUUGGAAACAAUUUUAUCUCCUCUUUGCAGCUUCCCAGCAAUUUCCCUACAAAGAAUCUGAGGGUCCUGGAUUUCCAGUCCAAUUACAUUGCGAAGGUUCUCGCUACCGAUGUUGAAGUUCUAAAACAAAGCAAUAAUUUAAGCCUGAUAUUAAAGGCAAAUAAUAUUGAAUACAUUGAACCGAAUUCUUUCAGUUCCGUCAAUCUGUUCAGUCUGGAUCUUAAAGGCAACCCCGGUGACCUGAAGAAUCUUUUAGAGGGACUUCAUGGCUUAACAACCCAAAUUCUUGGAGUUGGUGGAUUUGAUGAUAGAGAUCCACCUUCUGAUGUCGAGGGCUCUACAUUACAAGGUUUAUGCAAUACAACUAUAAGUGAAGUCAAUUUCCAAUUCAGAUCAUUUAAUCCACUGCAGAGCGCAUUCUCCUGUCUAACUAAAAUUCAAAAACUAGAUCUGACCGGAGCCAAUCUAGAGUCUCUUCCUGCUCUUAACAGCCCUAUUGUGUUGACAGAGCUAAUUCUAAAUCAAAAUAAAUUGAACAAUCUUUCUGAUAUAAGCCCAAGCAAUUUCCCAGAAUUAACAAGCCUUCACAUUAACAGCAACAAGAAAACAAUCAUCUUAGGAGAUGGUUAUCUAAAAAAGCUUACAAAGCUGCAGUAUCUGGACCUAAGCCAUAAUGUGCUCGAUUCCAGUACCUGCUGCAGAAACCAACUCACUGGUCUUUCCAAUUUGAGAUAUUUUAAUGUAAGUUAUAAUACUUUACAAUUAUUAGACGAGAUUGCCUUUCUUGAAAACGACAAACUGGAAAGCCUGGAUUUCAGCAAUACUCAUCUUACUGUCCAUGGGCCUGGGAGUCCAUUUCGCAACCUCAAGUUGCUGAGAUAUCUGAAUUUGUCAAGGACAAAUCUGAACAUCAGCAAUGAGAGCUUACUCAAGGGCCUUGAAAGCCUCAUAUUCCUGAACAUGGAGAAGACCUCUUUCAGUAUGGACAUUAUUCCAAACAACAAUAUUUUCCUUCAAGCUCUACAGUUAGAGGUGCUCAUCUUAUCAUCCUGCAACUUGAUAUCAAUAGAGGAUCAGGCAUUUCAUAAACUGGUGAAGCUUCAAUAUGUAGAUCUCCGAAAUAAUAAACUAACUGCAUUUAGCAGUAAUGCAUUCGGUGAUCUAAGCCACAUCCACUUGAAUUUUGCUUUCAACAAUAUUUCUGACGUUGAUUCACACUCGGUCGAUCACAUGUCCGGCACGAGCAUCGUUAAUUUAAGCCACAACCCAAUUAAAUGUACCUGUUUCAACCUACGGUUCUUAGAGUGGUAUAAGCGCAAUGAAAACAUUUUUGAAGAUAAAGUUAAUACUCUCUGUGGAUACCCCAAAGCCUUAGAAGGCACCAAAUUGUCGGCACUACGACUAUCAUGCGGUUUGUCUGCUUUCUGGAUAUUUGUAAUCAUUCUAGGGACUCUAUUAAUAGCACUGGGUGUCGUAUUUGGGGUAAGGUGGUGCAGAAGAAAUGUUUAUUAUGGUAUUUAGUUCUGUUUUUUCUUUUCGGGAAGGUUUCUUUUUAUUAUUUUUUUUUUAUAUAUAUAUUUCUGUUUUUGUUGAUCCAUUGUGGCUUUGUUUUUUUUGUCAUAUAUUAAGUGAGACUGUACUAAGGUCACCACUAUUCUGUUUUAUCACAUGUACAUUUGUGCUGUUAUAGAUCAGUAAAUCCAAUAUCACAUUAUUUACCCUUUAUGCCAUUUGUCAGGAUUGCUCCCCUGAAUUUGUGACUUGUGCCCCCAGCUUAUUGUAUCUUAAUAAAAUACCCAUCCCACUUCA
This is a messenger RNA of Xenopus laevis (African clawed frog), 2309 nucleotides long. RefSeq names its product CD180 antigen (gene cd180.L). The transcript has 3 exons. The coding region runs from base 33 to 2021 and encodes 662 amino acids. Lineage: Eukaryota; Metazoa; Chordata; Amphibia; Anura; Pipidae. The record is from RefSeq and is a predicted model, not a curated record.